AUGGAAAUCAUUCCUCAAUCUGUCUCCGCGCCUACCGAACGCGUUGUACCAACUUUCAAACGGCCUUUGGGCCCAAAUGAACUAUCGUACUUUCUUCCGAGCCGCGCUUAUGGCCUCAACGACAUCUUCACUCGAAUAACAUUUUUCGCACCCGCCGAACUCAUUUCACCUUUUCGCAUCCAGGUCGCCUGGGCCGUCACACUGCUUCGGCAUACCCUUCUUGCGUCAACCAUUGAAAUGAAGCCAGGGGACUACGACGGCGCGGAGUUCGUGUAUACCCCACCAAUAGAUGCGCAAGACGCCUUUCGACAAGCUGGUGCUUUUAUCCAUUUCCACGAUAGCAAAUGCCGCCGGGAUCUUCUCGAUCGCGUUUAUAAUGGGCCCAGAAUGCUGCCUCCCGCCUCCCAAGGCCUGUCGAGACUUGAUAUCGCCCGUUUCGGCCAGGCGCCAGGAGAACCCGACGGGGUCCAUGAAUUUCAAUUGUUUUUCUGGACCCCGCAUUCCAUUACACAGUCUCCUGCGGCCCACCGGUGUCUCAACGGUAUUUUUGAGAUCUUGGCUGGCGGACACAAGAACACAACGAACCCACGGUCGAACGAAGAACUCUUGAAGUUGCUUGACGAGGAAUGGAGAACACGUUGGCCAAAUCGAACGCAAGAACAUCCUAUUCCGCCCUCUUCUGAGACGAGGAUGGGCCUUCUAGGGUAUGAAGAGCCCCUGAAGGAUGACACACCUUCCAAGGGCGGUCAAACGUUCCCUCGGGUUGUUCCCUCCAACACUUAUGGCAGCAUCCGUACCAUCCCACAACAAGUCAGCUUCGGAAACGUCGUCUUCGCUCUCAGUAAUCUGGCAUGGAAUCGUCUCGCUACCAGCCAUCCAGAGCUCUCUGCCCCUCGUUCGCCUCCGACAGUAAUGUACACAGCUAUUGGAUUGCGAGGGCUUGCUCCUGGACUCGAACUUUCUCCAACACCGACUUGUGACCCUUGGGACAUGUCUCUAACUCUUGGGUACCACACCGUCUCGCUUCCAGUUUCCGCCCAAGAAAGCCUGCCCUUUCUUUGGAAGCAGGCGCGACUUGCUCAGGCCCAAAUGCGCGAUUACACGCACGAUGAGCCAACAUCACUUCGUGGGCGCGUACUCACGACUGCUCUGGCGCGUGCGGAAAGGGCCAAAGCCUGGGCUCGCAUCGACGACGGCUUUGCCUCGACUCCGGCCGUGUCGAGCAAGAGUCAAGGAGCGCCAGCACUGCUUGGUAUAACACACACGGGGGAAACCAAGUCGGUGUACCGCACCUCGUAUUACCCAUCACUGAAGCUGAUCGAAACCGUUGGUGGCUCGCGCAAAGGACCGGGGGGCAUCCUUCUGUCGUCGCGCACGUUCUUGGGCCAGCUGAACCUUUGGCUGGCUUGGGACGACGCUGUUCGCCCGCCUGGGCUGCUCGAAGAAUAUUGGGGUCAUUUGGUCGACGGUAUGCAUCAGUAUGUUCUGGGAGAUGUUGCCCUGUGCGGAACAGCAGAAGAGGAAGACUUGAUACGUGGCGUGACGAUUAGUAGAUGUACCGCCAAAGCAAAAUUAUAA
Mycena indigotica is the source of this 1578-nucleotide messenger RNA. RefSeq lists its product as uncharacterized. NCBI's taxonomy places the organism in Eukaryota, Fungi, Basidiomycota, Agaricomycetes, Agaricales, Mycenaceae. Bases 1 to 1578 code for a protein of 525 amino acids. The transcript has 5 exons. The record is from RefSeq and is a predicted model, not a curated record.